AUGUCUAGAAAGCAAGAAUUCAACAAGCACAUAGGACCCUUCGAUAUUAAGGGCUCCCUUGAUAAAGAGACUGGUCACAUUGAAGGAGCGUUUGGCAUAAACCUGGGCCCUGCCGGAUACCAAGAAGUCAAAUCAUUCAGUGGCUCGUACACGGAAGGGGUUUCGACGGACAUCUCGAUUCAUCUCUUCGGCUCCCAUAAAGUGGGGAGCUUUACAAUCAAAGGUGAAAAUGGUGCCGUGGUUGUGUUAUUGACCUGGGAGGGCCAAACUCAGCGGAUUACACUCCUUGAAACGGAAAAGCAGGCAAAAGGGUCCCUAGACCUAAAAUUCACACCUCGAGAGCCUAAGGGAACUCUCACCCUCACGGCCGAUGGGUCUCAAAUCAAGCGCCAGUUGACCUUUAUACCAAGCCCAGCCACCGAGAUACCCUUGGAGGUCGCUGUCCCCGUGGUUGUGAUUUAUCAUGAUGCAGCGACCCUAAAACAACCUAACCUGACGUUCACUGGGGCAGUUGUCAAAGAUGGUGCACCCAUGAUUUACGUGACUUUUUCAUCUGGAGUGGAAGUCCGUGGAAGAAUUCCAACGGAGGAGAUUCAGGAUUGGGAUAGCAAAAUCUGGCCUGGAUCUUUAGAGGGAAAUGCCCCCUAG
Penicillium crustosum is the source of this 648-nucleotide messenger RNA. RefSeq lists its product as uncharacterized. The transcript has 4 exons. The coding region runs from base 1 to 648 and encodes 215 amino acids. The record is from RefSeq and is a predicted model, not a curated record. NCBI's taxonomy places the organism in Eukaryota, Fungi, Ascomycota, Eurotiomycetes, Eurotiales, Aspergillaceae.